This is a messenger RNA of Stylonychia lemnae, 1386 nucleotides long. The record is from the annotation of a GenBank genome assembly. NCBI's taxonomy places the organism in Eukaryota, Ciliophora, Spirotrichea, Sporadotrichida, Oxytrichidae.
AUGUUUUCGUAAAAAUCCACCAUUAGCAAACCAGAAAAUAUUACUAUGGCUAAUAGAGACUCAGAUACAACUACUAAGGAUGUGACUCAGACUACUAGCUAGUAACAAGCUAAGAAGUAAUAUAUCACUCACAAAAAACUUUAUGAGAUCAAGGGAUAAAAUAAGAAUUCUGAGUAAAUCAGUCUACUUGUUUCAAUAGGCAACUAAUGUUUCUAGCUAGCUCCUCAGUUUAGGUUUGAAGGUAUUAAUGAGGGAAGAGAUAGGUAUAAGUGCAUCGUUGAGUUUUAGAAUACCUUUAUUUCAACUGGCAAUGGUCACAACAAAACUGAAUCUAAAAAGCAAGCAGCUAAAAAUGCUCUGAGGAUAGUAGCUCCUAAGAUAUUCAAAGAGGUGUUUCCUGGAGAACCACUUUAAGUAGCAACCUAGCCAAAACAACUUCAAAAGAUCAAUGAAGAAUAGAAAUUUUCAGAAAAAGCAGGUAAGUUAAAUGCUUCACAGAACUCUGAUACUCUCUCGCAGCCUACAAAGAUACUGACAAGAAAAUAAUCGAUGUCAAAGCACAGUAAUAUCCAACAGAAAGAGAGUAUGUUGGAAAAUAUUUCAGGUUAAAACAAAGAGACUAUCCUUAAAAAAUCAUCUACUCACAAAAUGAUUUAGUCUUAGCCUAAUUCGUUGAGGCAAAGCUACUCCUAUAGUUAAAAUGAUAUGAUAACUUAAACUAAUGCACGAAGAUCAAACCUAUCUUAGUUUUAACAAGUAGAGUGUGAAGAUGAGGAUGAUGAGAUAAAUAUAUAUGAUGAACUGUAGAUUUAAAAUUUGAAUCAUCAGAGAUUAGACAUCAUACUGGGAGAUAAGGACAUUCUAAAGUAUGAUUACUUGUUUAAGAAGUACUCUCCAUUUACUCUUCUAGAAAUAUUUUCCAAAAAGAAUGGUUAUUAAAUGGAUAAGCACAAGCAGAACAAUAAGUCAAGCAAUCCCGACUGCUAGAUCAAAUUUCUGAUUACUCUCUAGGAUAAAGCAACCAUGAAGAUAAGCUUUAGUGCAACAGAAACUGGCCCUAACAAGGAAACUUGCAAGAAUAGAACUGCCCUCACUAUUCUUCGUUAGAUAUUUUCCCCUAAUAAAAAAUGGUUAGAACUUGUAGAAGAGAUAAGCUAAACUGUUUAUGACGAUAGAUUAAAAAGGGGAGUGGGAGAAAAGCCAGUCCUAAGGAAGUACAUUCCUGAGACUAAUUAAUUGGUUGAAAGAAGAGAAAGGCCAAUUCACAAUCCUUUGGUCUAUGGUAGCUAGACUAAUAUGCCUAAACAAAAUAUCGUCGUAGGUGAAACCUAACUUAAUUAGUCAAAAGAUUAGCAAGAUCCAAUGUUUAUAGAUUUAACUGAUUGA